Messenger RNA from Durusdinium trenchii, 1518 nucleotides. Lineage: Eukaryota; Dinophyceae; Suessiales; Symbiodiniaceae. The record is from the annotation of a GenBank genome assembly.
AUGGAGAAGGCUGGUGGAUUUUUCAUGAGGAGAGCCACCAAGUACUAUGAUUCUUCCCUCGGCAUGGACCCCAAGGAAAAGGUGGUCGAAAGUUGGUGCCGCUCCUCACAGCCUACUCUGCCCAAGGGCAUGGGAAACUGUCAGUGUUUAGCACUGGUCUACAAUGGUGUUCAGAUGGCUCUCAAUUGGGACAUCAGUUUGCAGCAGAUGUGGGACUUUGAAUAUGGCUUCAAGAAGCUUUUGAGACCCAAGGCCGAUGAAUAUGUGAGAAAGGUCAUUGAUUACUGGACCAGCUAUGAGGAUGAUUCAGUGGAACUCUGCCGAAGAGGUUCUGAGAAAUGCCCGUGGAAGAACAUCGAACGAAAGCACCCGAAACUCUGGAGCAACCAAGCCUGCAAGGGUGACAAAGAGGAGAAGCUCAUGGCACGGAGACGGUACCCGAUUCUCAAGAGCCAAGAAUGUGGAGAUUUGACAGGGCGUUUGAUCGGUGAAAGGGUCGAUGGCACCAAGGAAGGAGAUGAUCAACCGCCGCCGCACCUGGGGGUGGGUGAUGAUGAUGCAGGGACCUGCGAAAGUCGUGUGGAUGGCGUUUGUAUGCAGCGCAAUACACAGGUCAAGUCCAUGCACAGCCUCUUCUUCUUCGGCUUUCCUCUGAGGAAUGUGAAUCCUGAUUGGUCUGGGCUUGCAGCUGAUCAGGGCCGUAGCGAGGCCUCUGACUACAUUAUGGAGUGGAUUUUCAAUACCUACAAUGACAUGCUGAUCAAAGAAAACCGCGACGCCGAAGGCUUCAGGUGGCUUGGCCCCAAAGAUCCGGUGCAAGUGCGAGAUGCCUAUGGACAAGAGAAGGCAGAGGCUGAAGCAGAGGGCCGGCGCACAGAUUUUAGUGCAGUAAUGUCGCCAGCUGUCCACCAUGCAUCCAAAGCAUGUUUGUGCACAUCACUGACGACUUUCUUUGCAUUUUUCUCGAACGCCUCAUCCUGUUUCGCAUCCAUCAGGACCUUUGGGCUUUUCUGUGCAAGCUUGAUCAUCAGCAACUUUUGCAUUGACUUCACAUUUUUCCUUGCGAUUGUUUGCGCCAGCGAGCGAGUCAAGCGGAAAGCUGCCCAAUCCAUGCCACCAAAGGUCCAGGUGGAGGCUCAGCAAGAGGUUAGAACGUUCAAGCUCCCACUGCUGGGCAUUUUUGCAACCUUUGCAGUGAUUUGCAUGUGGACAGCGAGCUAUGUCACACCGGAUCUCAAAAUGCCUCAAGUCUUUAGUUCCAACGACAACUAUGAGCGUUUCCUGCCCGUGCUGUCCAAGCGCUACGAAAAGAAAUUCAAUCCCUACCGAUUGAAAGUUCGUAUCCAUUUGGGCGUCAACGCGGAUGAUCCCAUCGAUCGCGGCACCACGCCCGACUACAACGAUUGCUUCUUCAACUGUGCUGGGCAGAAGCCGAACUACGUGCAUCUCUUUGCCACCCUAGGCGCGGGGGGUUUGGUGGCUCAAAGUCUGGUGGGUCACAAACCGGUCCCGGUCUGA